AUGCACCAGUAUGAGUUGUUCACCAUGAAAUCCUCUGAAACAAUUCAAGACAUGAUCACUCGCUUCACAAACAUCAUCAAUGAAUUGAACUCUCUUGGGAAAAUCAUAACACCCGAAGAACAAGUAAGAAAGGUUCUAAGGAGUCUUCCACAGGAUCCUUGGAUGGCCAAGGUCACUGCACUUCAAGAAACCAAAGACUUCACCAAGUUCAACCUGGAACAGCUGGCUGGAUCUCUCCUAACCCAUGAGCUACAAUUGAAUGCAAGACCCUCGGAGAAAGAUGAGGAGACAUCCCUAUUUGCUAGAAGAUUCAGAAGAAUGUUUAGAAAUUACAAAGAAGGAGAUCACAAAAGCAAACCAAAUCGAAAAUUCUCCAAAACUGACACUGGAUGCCAUAAGUGUGGAAACCUGGAACAUCGCAUCAGGGAAUGUCCCCUCUGGGAACAAGAACGAGGAAAAGGAAAGGAAACAGCCAAAGACAGAUUCAAAGAUAAUAAGAACCCUUUCUCUAAAACUGAUGUAAGGAAAGCCAUGAUUGCUGCAUGGGGAGACUCUUCUUCAGAUGAGGAACAUGAUCAACCUAACGAAGAAACAGCUCACCUUGACUAUGAGGAACUCCUAAAAGAAAAAUUAGAUUCGGAUAAGAAACACCAAACAACUGUCAAAGAACUCACUGAGGAGUUAGAAUGGACCAAAAAUACAAACAUAGAUAUCGACAAUCAUUUCUUUAGUAUCUUUGAUCAGAACCUUCACAUAAAAGAAAUUUGUGAAGCCUUGAGAAAUGAGAACUCCUGGCUAAAACAAGAACUGAUUGACCUAGAAAUAGCCAAGACCAAAACCCUUUAUAAAAAUGAGCUAGAAAGAACUCAACUUGAACUAGUCAAGAUUCACCAAGAAAAGACUAACCUAGAAGGAGAAUUGGCUAGAAAGACUAGACACAGAAUAGAAGGAACACCUAAAUGGAUAGAAGAAGCUAGAACCAAACGCACAGGAGGAUUAGGUUUCAAUCACAAGAAACAUCACCAUAGAAAGACCAGAGUAGAACUCUACAGUGACAUAGUAUGCACCUUCUGUGGUCUAAUUGGUCAUUAUAGAGUCUCUUGUCCUAAAAACCAAAGAGGCUUGGAAAAGAACAUCGAUCUCACCAAAACUAAAUGGGUCGAAGUGAGGGGGAACAAAACAUGGUACCUAGACAGUGGUUGUUCCAAGUACAUGAUAGGAGAUAGGAACAGAUUUCUCUCACUCACGACCUAUGAAGGUGGAACUGUGACUUUUGGCGAUAACAAGAAAGGUAACAUCAUUGGUAUUGGCAAGGUCGGUAAGUCAAAGUCUCACUCCAUUGAUAAUGUAUUUUUAGUUGAAGGUCUAGGACAUAGUCUCUUAAGUAUUUCUCAAUUCUGUGACAAAGGAAACUAUGCAAAAUUCUUCUUAAAUAAAUGUCUAAUCAUCAACAGUAACACUGAAACAGUGAUCUUAGAGGGACAGAGGAAAGGGAACACCUAUGUGGUCAACCUUAACUUUGUUCCUCACUCCAAUCUGACCUGUCUCAGCGUUAUUGAAGAUGAUCCUUUGUUAUGGCACAAAAGGUUUGGUCAUGCUAGUUUUUCUCUAAUGAACAAGUUGAAUUCAAAAAAUUUAGUCACAGGUCUUCCGAAUACAAAGUUCGCAAAAUUAUCAGUUUGUGAUGCCUGCAUCAAAGGUAAGCAAGUAAGAACAUCUUUUAAAUCUAAGGGAGUAAUCAGUACAACAAAACCACUGGAAUUGAUCCACAUGGAUUUAUGUGGACCAAUGAGAACUCAGAGCAGGAGUGGAAAGAAGUAUGUACUUGUAAUUGUGGAUGACUUCUCAAGAUACACAUGGGUGAUUUUCCUAGCUAGCAAGGAAGAAACAUUUGAAGAAUUCUUAGCAUUUUCCUCUAGGGUUCAACGUCAAAGCAAUCACAAAUUGGUCCACAUCAGGUCAGAUCAUGGUACAUAA
Messenger RNA from Spinacia oleracea (spinach), 1977 nucleotides. RefSeq lists its product as uncharacterized. Gene Ontology annotation, molecular function: zinc ion binding; nucleic acid binding. Bases 1 to 1977 code for a protein of 658 amino acids. The record is from RefSeq and is a predicted model, not a curated record. The transcript has 4 exons. Gene Ontology annotation, biological process: DNA integration. NCBI's taxonomy places the organism in Eukaryota, Viridiplantae, Streptophyta, Magnoliopsida, Caryophyllales, Amaranthaceae.